AUGGGAUUUAUCGAUCAAUUUAGGGACAAAUUGGCGGACGAAAAGUUCAGAGAUGAGGUCAAGGAGAAGGCCACCAACGCCUACAAUAGCUACAUGAACAAGGGAAGCAACAACUCCGGCAAUUCUUAUGGUUCGGGAAGAGAAGACAACUACGGAUCUUCUGGCACUGACAACGACAACUACAAAUCUGGAAGAGAAAACGACUAUUCGUCCAAUUCGUAUGGAUCGAACUCCAACCCUUACGGUUCGUCGAACGACGACGCGUACGGAUCUGGCAGAAACAACAACGACGACGCGUAUUACUCAGGCAGAAACAACUCUGACUCGUACGGAUCUGGCAGAAAUAACUCUGACUCGUACGGAUUUGGCAGAGAUAACUCGUACGGAUCUGGCAAAGAUAACUCUGACUACGGAUCUGGCAGAAAUAACUCUGACUCGUACGGAUAUGGCAAAGAUAACUUUGACUCGUACGGAUCUGGCAGAGAUAAUUCGGAUUCGUAUGGCUCAGGCAGAAACAGCUCCAACUCUUAUGGCAGAAACAACUCGGAUUCCUAUGGCUCUGGCGGAAAGAACUCCGACUUCUAUGGCUCCGGCAGAGACAGCUCCAACUCGUAUGGCUCUUCCGACAGGAAGUCCGACUCCUACGGCUCUGGCAAUUCCAACUCCUUUGGGUCUGGCGGAGGCUAUGACUCUUUCAGAUCUGACAGAAACGAGUCCUACGGUACUGGCAGAGACAAUUCCAACCCCUACGGAUCCAACAACGACUUUGGUGGCAGAGGCUCCGAUUCGUACGGCUCUGGAAGAGACUCUUACGGUUCCAGAAACGAUUAUUAA
Molecule: messenger RNA, 834 nt
Organism: Ogataea haglerorum
Lineage: Eukaryota; Fungi; Ascomycota; Pichiomycetes; Pichiales; Pichiaceae
Exons: 1
Coding region: 1-834 (277 amino acids)
Source: RefSeq, a predicted model, not a curated record